This is a messenger RNA of Aplysia californica (California sea hare), 2764 nucleotides long. Its product is annotated as hydroxyacid-oxoacid transhydrogenase, mitochondrial. Gene Ontology annotation, cellular component: mitochondrion. The record is from RefSeq and is a predicted model, not a curated record. Lineage: Eukaryota; Metazoa; Mollusca; Gastropoda; Aplysiida; Aplysiidae. Gene Ontology annotation, molecular function: alcohol dehydrogenase (NAD+) activity; metal ion binding.
AUCCGUGAAGCUUUCUGACCCCUUUGCCAUUUGCCCUUUGCAAGUUCAAGUUGGUCACCAUGGCAACGACCAGAGGACAAGCGCUGAAGUCCGUGUGCAGACGUCUGCUGCAGAGACAAAUGUCCAGGGCUCAACUUAUCAAGAAGCAUGCAGGCUGUGCAAGAGCGCUGUCCACUUCUUCUGUGAGGAAAGAAAAGGAAUAUGCUUUUGAGAUGGCUUGCUCCAACAUCCGCUACGGUCUGGGUGUCACUAAAGAAGUAGGCAUGGACUGCAAGAACAUGGGAGCCACCAAAGUGUGUGUGAUGACGGACCCGUACAUUGCCCAGUUGUCUCCCCUGAAGGCCACGCUGGAGUCGCUGGACAAGUACGGGGUCAACUACCAGGUCUACGACAAGGUCAGGGUCGAGCCGUCCAAAGCCAGCUUCGAAGACGCCAUCAAGUUCUGCAUCGAAGGCCAGUUCGAUCUGUUUGUGGCGGUGGGCGGGGGCUCCGUGAUGGACACGUGCAAGGCGGCCAAUCUGUACAGCAGCAACCCCGACGCUGACUUCCUGGACUACGUCAACGCGCCCAUCGGCAAGGGUCUGCCUGUCACACACGCCGUCAAGCCUCUCAUUGCCAUUGCGACCACGGCAGGCACAGGCAGCGAAACGACCGGUACUGCGGUCUUUGAUUUCACCGAGAUGAACAGCAAGACAGGCAUCACCAGCCGUGCCCUAAAGCCGACCCUGGGUGUCCUUGACCCCCUCCACCUCUCCACCGUCCCCGAGAGGGUCACAGCCUACGCUGGCAUCGACGUCUUGUGAGCAGUGUAUAACGCAGACGACCUUGAGGCGCGGUCGGCCAUGAUGCUCGCCAGCUGCUCUGCGGGAAUCGGGUUUGGCAACGCCGGUUGCCAUCUAUGCCACGCCCUGUCCUACCCCAUCUCCGGCCUGGUAAAGAACUACGUCGCCGAGGGUUACGGGGAUGACCACCCUCUUGUGCCUCACGGUCUGUCCGUAAUCAUCUCGGCCCCCGCUGUGUUCAAGUUCACGGCCCAGGCUUGUCCGGAGCGCCAUCUGGAGGGAGCGGAAGCUCUCGGUUACGACAUCCGCAACGCCAAGAAGGCUGAUGCCGGCAAGAUUGUGGGCGACGUUUUGCUGAAGAUUAUGGACGACAUCGGCUGCCCCGACGGCAUUGGCUCUCUGGGUUACAAGUCCGAAGAUAUUCCCAAUCUGGUCAAAGGAGCUUUGCCGCAGCAUCGCUUGACCAAACUGUCCCCCCGUCCAGCCCAGGGGGAUGACCUCUCCAGCAUCUUGACCGACUCUCUGAAGAUCUACUGAUCUCCGCGGGACUGCUGCCACAGAUCUGCACGUUCAUGCACUGUCUACCAGCUGUGAAUGAUGGUAAAAUCCGCACGAGUUAUUUUUGUUCAAAGUUCUUCAUUCAUAUUUUGCGAUGGAAGAAUUGGUUGAGAUCCGUGGCAUGAGAAAAUGGCAGCGUUUCGCGACCUCAGUGCUUUCUUGUCCUAUCUCCACAAUUUUUUUUUUAGCAUUGAAAAUGUGACUUUUUCCGAUCUUAAGCUCGCUCUUUGUUAUGAACUGUUUUCACUGUUAUUAGAAAUAAAAUGGAGAUAGGACAAGAAUGUGCUGAGGUCGCGACGAUUUGUAUCGCUAGUUAUGUCGACCCGGUUUUUUAUAAAGAAAAUGUGAUCGCCUGGUGGGGGGGUAAGAUGUUGAACGAAUGUUGUUGGCACUCGUCUAAAUGUGGCUCAAUUUACUGUAAAUCUUAUCCUAUAAGGCAAAUAGAAGUUAAAUUACCGUGCCGUUAUCUAAUUUUUCUACAUGAACUUGUUCGUAGGAAGAAAGAAUAAUAGAGUUUAGUUGAAAAUGAUGACGUUUAAACAAGAUCUAUAUAUAGUUCAGAGAAUGUAUUGCUGUAAAGUAAUUCGGUAAAAAAAAAAAAUGGUAAACUGGUAUGGGUUUAACGUCUCUAUCAAGUAAUUUGACACCUUAGCUCUCAGUGAUCGAGGCCUUGUACAACUACAGUCUAGCUUGCACAUUGAAAAAUUAGCAGGAUGCAAAAAUCUUUUAAUGUACUAAUUUUGCUCUGUACGUGUUUUAAAUUUAGAUACAUAAAAAAAUAUGUUCGGGUAUUGGAAAAAAUUUCAGGACCCGAAAAUCUGUCUGCUGCAAGCGUGUUUGUUGCUAUGUGUGUGCUGGACUAUUAUAGCUGCAAGCUAAACUGUUGCUAUUGUUGUUAUUCAAAAUCGAAUACUAUGUCGUGAUCUUUGAUAAUGUUGGUUCAGGAGUUGAGAGGUUAGUGAAAAGUGAUGAGAGGUAAUUAGUAAUUACAUUUACUCACUUUCUUGACUUCUAUCACUAUCAGCAGGCUGCUUAGAAAUAGGGGCCUAGUAAUGAUGGCAAGUUUUUUAAAUACUUUAAAUGGGAGAAGUUGGAAAUGAGAGUAAUCAACCCUUUAUGUCCUUGUUAUGCUUGCCAUAUCCACUGCCAAAUAAAUCUGAGCGACGUAUACAUACUUUGUAAACUUUGUUCACAUCCUAUUUUUAGAAAAUUUAUUUACACUACACCAGAGAAUCUGGACUGGAAAAAGAUGGAUGAAGUGAGGGGAAAAGGGAGUGGGGGGGGGUAAUGUUGUUUUAGUUCUAUUUUGUUCAGUCAGUACAUUUUUAUAAUUGUUUUAAACCGGUUGGAUUUUUUGUUUUCUGGCGUUGGAUGUGAGGACCAAUUUUACGUGUAUACCUCAAUAAAGUCUCGGGAGUACCAUU